CACUGACUCAGAACCAUGGCACCCCGGGGUGCAGGCCUGGCCACCUGGAGUGCUGGAAAUGAGCGGGGUGGGGUUGUCCUGGCAUAGAUGUCACUCUGGUCUGGGGAAGGGCUUGGUGUUGAUCCAUGAGAUCUGGGAGGCAUGUUGCCUGCAAGCAGCCCCAGGAAGAGGUCUCCAAGGCUAGUGGUCUGGGCCACCAUUUCCAGCCCCCUGUCUGCUGGUUUGGCAGGGGCCAGCCCUGUCCAGCGCACUGUGGGGUCUGCCCACCUUCCACUCCAGGACUCCAGAGGUUCCUCUUUGUUCUGGCCAGGUUCCCCCAGGGGCUCCAGGCUGCCUCUGCAUGUUUUUUUUAAGAUUUUUUAUUUAUUUGACAGCAAGAGAGGGAGCACAAUCGGGGGGAGUGGGAGAGGGAGAAGCAGGCUUCCCUGUGAGCAGGGAGCCCAAUGGAGGGCUCCAUUCCAGGACCCUGGGAUCGCAACCUGAGCAAAGGCAGAUGCUCAACGACUGAGCUGCCCAGGCACCCCUGCCUCCACAUUUUGUGUAGUCAUGACUGCAGCCUAACCCUGGGUGCCCACAGGGCCACUGCCACACCAGGUUCUUGAAAGUGGGUUCAUGAGGUGAUGGAAGACUUGGGUGGGGGGUUAUUGCCCAUCCACUGGGCCAGACUGUCAAUGGCCUGUCUGCCUGUGCCAUCCAUUACCUUCCUGCCGCCCCCACAUCCGGCCAAGGUCAGGCUUGGUGUGCAUCCUGGAGGGACCUGUCUUGGGGGCGGGCCAGGCAGUCAGACAAGUCUGACAGGUACCCUGGGAACCUGGGAUCUGGAGGGAGUGGUACCAAGACAGCACCCUCCUGCAGGGAGGAGCACCUAGAAUGCAGCUGGGGGUAGGCAGAGGACUGGGGUCAGAACUGGCAGGGACGUGCCAGCCAGCGGGAGGAGGCACCAACAGGUAGGAAGAGCCCAAAGGCCACCUGGUGUCUGUCAUGUGGGGAACCUCUGGCACUUGUUCUGGGCUUCCAUCAUUGCUCUGUGCUGCUGGGCUCCAAUCCUGAGGCUUGGGUGUCCUCUUUUCCUCAUCUGCCCCUCCUGGAGUCUUGAAUGGACCCCUUAGGGUCGAACUAGUUCUCUUAGAGGUCCCUAUCUUCUGCUCCUCUCCAUGUUGGAUCCUCCCCAUUGCUUGUCUGGGGUCCUUCCUGGUGAUGGGUCCUCAGCUUUCCUCUCUGCCCCUUCCCUGCCUGUCUAGCUUAGGACCUAUUGUGCCCCCUGGGUCUGUCCCUGUCCCCAAUCCUCUGCCCUCCCAUCUAUUCCCCGCCCCCUCAAGUCCUGAAGCUUCCUCGACUUUCUACCUGGACACCCUUUCUCUCUGCUUCUACCCCGCGAGCGAGUCGCUUACUGUUCCUAUUCUCUCUGUUCCUUGGCUCUACACCGCCUUCUUUGGAUGCCCCUGCUCUGUGUUGGCCAUCCCCUCCAGAGUCCAGUCCCUGACCCUCCACAGACCCUCCUCCAUUCUUCCACCGCCUGCUUCCCUGGCUGACGGCCCGCCUCUCCCCUCAGGUCCGGUCCGGAUGCCGUGCCCUCGGCCUCCCUGGCUCCGCCGUCCUCGGGCCCCUCGGGGCUCGGGUCCCAGCUCCCCGAGCUCACUCUCUGCGUUCCGCUCCCCCGGCAGGGAAGGGGAGGAGGAGGAAGGGGACGGCAGCCCGGGCUCCGGCCCCAUCCUGACCCCCGCGUCCCCCGGGGAGUGUCUCAUUUGUGUGUCACCCUUCGACGGCGUCUUCAAGCUGCCCAAGCGCCUGGACUGCGGCCACGUCUUCUGCCUCGAGUGCCUGGCUCGCCUGUCCCUGGCCACGGCGGGUGGCGGCGACGCGGUGGCCUGCCCCGUGUGCCGCGCGCCCACGCGCCUGGCCCCGCGCCGAGGGCUGCCCGCGCUGCCCACGCAGCCCGGCCUGCUGCCCCGCGACGCGCGCGCGCCGCUGCGGCGCCAGGGCUCGGUGCGCUUCGACCGCCGCCGCGGCCUGCUCUACCUGCGGCCGCCGCCGCCCCCGGCCGGAGCGCGCAAGUGCCGCGCCGCGCGCCCGCCGCCGCCCCCGCCGCCGCUGCGCCUCGGCCGCCCGCUGUCCCGCCGCCUUUCCUUUUCCAGCCCGGCCUGGGCCUUCAACGCGGCAGUGGCGCUGGCGGUGCUGGUGGCCGCGGGCCUCGUCGUCUCGGGCGUCUACAUCUUCUUCCUCAUCCCCCACGCCGCCUCCUCCGACCCCGUGCGGCCCCAGCUCGUGGCGCUCGCCCCGGCGCCCGGGUUCUCCUGGUUCCCGCCUCGGCCCGCACCGGGGACGCCCUGGACGCCGCGCCCCAUGGGCCCUGACCAGGACCGCGCCCUGCCAGGGGCUGCGGACGACGUGCUGGAGCCCGAGGAGGGCUCCGAGGACACAGCGGAGGCUGAGGGGAUGCUGGACAGGCCCCCGGAGCGCACGUGGGGGGCAGAGGCCGGCCCGGGCUGAGCUCCGCGGGGACGGGGUGGGAGGACCGUGUGGGGGCCACGGUAAAUGCAUCUGUGCUGCAGUCCUCUCUCCAGGCCUGGGGACCUCGUGUCCUGGUGGGGCCCUGACCAAGAGGCAGCCUGGGGAUGCCUGUGGGCGCUCCAGGCUCAACUAGCUCCUUGAUCCUAGGGGAGGCCUUAGCAAGGUGCAUGGAAAUUACCCAUUUCUCUGAGGGGAGGCCUAGUGGGAUCAUUCCAGGCAUCAUCACCACGGAGCAGGGACCCUCUCAAGGAGCAACCCCUGCCUUCAUUCCCACAGGGGCCCUCUGGGAGCACCCGUGAUCCCAGUCACUGGGGCAUCCAGCUGAGGCUGCCCUGACCCCCAUCUUUGAAAAGGUCCUUCUGGGAGGCACUCCUAAACCUCGUCUCCGUGGGAGUCCGGCUAGGGAGCGCCUCUGACCAACAUCGUGCAAGUACCCUGCUAGGGGCACCAUCAGCCCCUACGGAGGGUCCUGCUGAGUGCCCCCGCAGUCAUCAUCAGACCCCUGGGGGAGCAUCCUCAGCUAGCAGCUAGGGCUGAAGGCUCUGAUUUACUCACCCUGUGGGCGCACUGCAGGGCUGGAGGCCCCUAUGUUUGGUGGCAAAGCUGCUACUGCUGUUGGUCUCUGGUCAUACCCCCCUGCCUGGCCCAUUGCAGCCCUCCCCACCCCCACCGAGGCUGUGGAGCUUAUUUUCCCUCUGCUGCAUGCAGGUUGGGUCUGGGUGGGAUCCAGCUGUUUCCAUGCUGGUCUUGGGUUGUCUCUCUGCACACAUGGCUGGGGCUUGGGCUUGAAGGGGCAGGGGUGGCCUGGCCAGGGCUGAGGAGGGACACAUAGGGCCUGAGCCUCUAAGAUUAGCUCCCACUUAGUCCUGAGCACCAAUCUGCAAAUGGAAGCCUCAACUACUGCUGUGGGUCGUGGCUUCUGGGAUCCUGCUGACACGCUGUGGGGCAGCUGUGGUCACCAAGGCUCAAAGACAAGGUUGCCCUCUGGGUCAGCGCCACAUGAUUUUGGGGGUGGCUGCUCCUGGGUCUCUCUGGCCUGCUAGGAGACAUCCUGGCCUCUCCCUAGGUGCUAGAACCCCCAUCACCCCCUUCUCUACUCAUCAAUUUCUCGGGGCCAGUUAUGACACCUCCUCCUCCAGAGCUCCAUCAACCUUUUUUGGCAUCGCUGUUAUUCCCCUAGGUGAAGCCUCAGCCCUGACAGCAGCCUACAGGGAGGGCGGCUCUUGGGUUCCUGUCCUCCUCCUCUCAGAAGCCUUCCUGGGUUAGUCAUCACAGGCAGAUGGCUGCCACCCUCUACACAAACUGAACACAGGCCUUCUGUAUCCCCCCAGGCUCUGGAGCCCACAUCCUGUCUCACUUCACCCAGAGCCAGGGUUCUGUGUUUUAUGGGUGGGAAUGGGGCAUUUUCCAGAGAGAAAUGUGACUUCUGUGGGGCUGGAGGCUCUUGUUUGAUUUGUUUAUAUGUGUGUCCUCAGUGCUUGGCAUACAGGAGGUGCCAGAUAGUUUUCUGGGGAGUGAUAGCCUUGCAGGUGACCAAGAGGCAGCCUGGGGAUGCCUGUGGGCCCUCCAGGCUCAACUAGCUCAUAGCCACCCUGAUCUAGGCAUGUCAGUGGAGCUCCUUUUGAUGGGAGGCGCUGCUUCCGGUUGGGAAGCCAGAGGGGGACCAUCAGGACAUCAAAGGGGGGACGACUUGGUCAGGCUGGAGCAGGGUUGGUGGUCUAGAUUAGUUUUCGCUGACUGCUGCAACAAAUAACUGAGUUCCUUAGAACAACACACAUUAAUUAUCUUAUAGUUCUGCAGGCCAGGAGUCUUGAAAUCAUUUUUACCUCUAAAGUGAAGUGUCCUCAGGGCUAACUCCUCUGGAGAGUCCAGGAGAGAAUUUCCUUAGCUUUUCAUCUUUUAGAGCUACAUUCCUUGGCUUCUUCCUCUUCCUUCAUAUUUUGUUUUAUUUUUUAAAGUAAUCUCUACGCCCCAUAUGGGGCUCAAAUUCACAAUCCCAAGAUCAGGAGUCCCAUGCUCUACUGAUUGAGCUGACCAGGCACCCUGUCUUCCUCUAUCUUCAAAGGCAGCAGCAUCGCAUCUUCAAAGCUCUGACUGUCCUGCCUCCCUCUUUCACUUAUAAGGAUACUGUGACAACAUUGAGCCUGCCCCGAUAAUCCAGGAUAAUUUCCCCAGAUCGACAGCUUAAUUUAAUCACAUCUGCAGAGUCCAUUCUGCCAUUUUAGGUAGCAGAUUCACAGAUUCUGGGGAUUAGGAUCUGGCGAUCUUUGGGGGCCAUUAUUCAGCUUACCAUGGAGUCUCAGAUAUUCCUCUUCUCACCCCUUCCUUCCUCCACCCCAGGCUGGGAGAGUGGGGAGGGGCAGAAGUUGGGCCCAGCCAGGGGAGUCAGAAAGGGGCCCUUAGCUGGUGGUGCACAGAAGGGGGGAAAGAAAAUGCUCCCUGCCUGAGGGUGUUCAAGAAAGGCUUCCUGAAAGGAGACCUGUACCUUCGAAAGAGCUGGCAUCAAGGAGAGGGACCUGGGGCAGUAAGGGGGUGGCUGAGGGCAGUGGGCAGGGCUGACCCCUCCCCUCGUCCUAACUAGCUUCCUCCUAGGGGCUAGGGAAAGUAUGGCUUCUCCAUUUUCCCAACUGGGAGACUGAGGCCCCAGUCUCUCCUCCCUUAAAAUGAGGCUGAUGAUAGAUCCCAGGGGUCCUGAACAUUCCUGUCUGCUAAUUACUACCUAGAUGCCUGCCCACCUACUGCCCACGAACAAAGGGGUUGCCGAAAACCACCCUGGGGCCAGUGUGAUGGGGGCCUCCUCCCCAUCCUUGCCUACCAGCCUCUGGGGCCACCCUCCCUGCCCUCCCUCUGCCUACUUCAGCCCUGCUGCAUAACCACCUGCCGUGGGCUUGCUCCUCCUCCUAGGUCCUGGUGCCUGUGAAUACCCAGAGAGGGGGAGUCAAUCUCAGUGCCUGGCAUGGUGCCAGAGAUGCCAGACCUUGGUUCUCUCUUCUGUAAAAUGGGUGACAAUAAACACCUUACUUGCAGGGAAAAUUAGUUAAUCUACAAGUAUUUAUUGAGCCCCUGCUAUAUACCAAGGGUGCACUGGGGACACCUCAGGAAAAAGGAGGGCCCUCACAUGGCACAUGACAUCCAGAAAGCUGAGCAGAGGAGCCAUCAACUUGGCCACACUGCCUUCCCUGUCAAGCUCGUGGAGUCCCCAGUUCCCCAAACCUUUCCCAGGUUCUCCUCCAGCUCUGCUCCCUUUGCCCCCGGAGGGACGCCAAGUGCUCCAUUCUACAGGGAUCUGGCCAGUCUCUCCUCAUGAGAGUCAAAGAGGCCCCUGCCCACACCUCACCCGUCACCAGCCAUCGGGUCAUCUUUUUUUUUUUUUUUUUUAAGAUUUUAUUUAUUUGACAGAGAGACACAGCGAGAGAGGGAACACAAGCAGGGGGAGUGGGAGAGGGAGAAGCAGGCUUCCUGCCGAGCAGGGAGCCCGAUGCGGGGCUCGAUCCCAGGACCCUGGGAUCAUGACCUGAGCCGAAGGCAGACGCUUAACGACUGAGCCACCCAGGCGCCCCUCAGGUCAUCUUCUUGAGGCCAAGAGAACAAGGGCCACGGAGGGCCCCCACUGGACUAAGAAGGGCAGUAUCCAGACUGACAUAUGGGGAAACUGGGGCUGUCAGGCUGGGCAGGGUGUGGAUUCAGACUGGGACCAGAGAACUUUCUGCAAAACACCUUCUCCCCUCAAUUGCACACCCUGGUAGGGUAGCCUUGGUCUUUCCCCCCGCUUUCCCCCCAUCCUGCAAUCAAAGUUCUCUCUCCAUACUUGGAGGCUUCCCUCCUCAGUAACACCUGCACACAAACCAGGGGGGCUUGAGGGAACUUCUAGCAAUCCUGGCUGGGGGCUACUUGAGUGUCCUCACAACAUGGCGAUUGGCUUCCCUCAGAGCAAGUGAGCCAAGAGAGAACAAAGCCAAGAAGCCACAGUGCCUUUUAUGACCUAGCCUCAGAAGUCACAUUCUGUCAUCUCCCCCAUAUGCUAUUGGGUACCCUAUUCACUAUGGAAGGGAACUAAGUGAGCAUGCGAAUACAAGACAAUGAGACUCAUGGUGGUCACUUUGGAGGCCAGCCCUCUACCUAAAGUGGAGUCACCAGCACAGUCCUCUGUCUUCUUUAGCCAAGCAGGCCCGUGCCACUCCCUUGGACCUGCUCUCUGGUGAGAGAGUCCCAGGUGUUUGGUUGAAUCCUCACGGUGAUGACCCUGUCACCCUUUCUGUGAGUGUUGGUGAGGGAAGGGAGAAGCCAGUGCCAGACAGUAGCACCAAGUAGGGAGUGUGGCAGAACCAAGGAGAGAAAGGGAAGAGUGUCUGGCUUCGUUCUUACCUGUCUCCAGGCUCCCAAAUCUUAAGGGAGGGAGGAAACAUGGAACUGUGGGUGUUGGCGGGGUGCGGUGGGGGGGUCGAGGGUGGUGGCAUUAGAACAGCUGACUCUUCCAGGCCCCUUGCCCUCCGAUGUUGGAGGAGUGGGACUGAAGCAUUGCAGUGGUUCAGACCUGGACUAAGCACCUUCCUGCUGCCGUCUGUAGUGUUUGCACAUCACUGCUGGGGGAGGGGACGCAGGGGGGCAGCAGGUGGCAAGGGUGCUAGGGACCAGCUGGCCUGUUGAGGAAUGUGUCUGAGAUCAGAGAUCUGUGCAGGAAGCUGGAUGUGCUGCCCUCACUCCAUGCUGUCCGGAACCAGCUGGCACGGAUUCAGGGGCCUAGUGAGGCGCCAAGGCAGCUUAAUUGUUUCGCAGCGGAAGCAUGACUCAUCCCAGGAUCUACCCUGUCCUACAGCCUCGGUGAGCCACUGCAGUCAGCCCUGCCCACUGUACCACCAAAUAAGAGUGUCUUUGUGCACCUGGAGCCUCGAUCCACACCAAGUCAUCUAUGCCAACAGCGUGAUUUAUGGUGGGGGCUUUAGGCCGUGCUGCACCAGUUUGGUCUCUGGGGGAGCCAGAGACUGAGUAAUAAGGUCAGUUACAUGGGUGCUGCACGACUUCGUUACUAUUUCCCAGUGAAAACCCUGGGCACCAAGACUUAGGUGAGUGCACCAGUGGCAACAUUCCAUACGUGUUGUCAUAUAUAUUGUUUCUGGGAGAAGCGAGUGCUGCGUGUGACUCCACUGGGAGAGGACAUCCGAAAGCUUGUGCCUGAUCUAUCCUAGUAGUCCCUGUUCUAUAUGCCUCUUUCCUUUGCCGGAUUUUAAAUGAUAUCUUUUCACUGCAAUAAACUGUAAAUAAGGGGCGCCUGGGUGGCUCAGCGGUUAAGUGGCUGCCUUCAGCUCACGUCAUGAUCCUGGGGUCCUAGGAUCGAGUCCUGAGCCAGGCUCCUGCUCUCCUGCUCAGCAGGGUGUCUGCUUCUCCCUUUGCCCCCCCGCCCCACUCAUGCGUGCUCACGCGCACGCACUCUCUCUCAAAUAAAAUCUUAAAAAAAAAAUAAACUGCAACUAAGAAUAUAACAGGUUUUCUGAGUCUGUGAAUCCUCCUAGUCAAUCUUCAAAAUGGAAGGCUCUGAGGCAACCCCUGGCUAUCCUGCAGGGCUUGGCAUGGCCGCCUCCUACCAGCUGCUGACCUGUGACUGGAAGGGCACCCCGGCAAUCUUCACUCGCAGGCAGUGCUGGGCCGGUCACACCGCAGCUGUUAUGUAUGGCCACCUCUACCAUUUCCCUCUCUAGCAAAUUCCUUCCAUCCACUUUUGUUUUACAUACAGCUUUUGCCAAGCUCUGGUUAAAUUCUUCAGCUCUGUAACUUAAAAAAAAAAAAAAGUUUUAAGUUUUAAGUAAUCUCUGUGCCCAAUGUGGGGCUCAAACUGAUGACCCCCAGUUGAACAGUCGUGAGCUCUACUGACUGAGCCAGCCAGGCACCCCACCUCUGUAACUUCUUAAUCAGGAGCCAGAAAACGUUUUGUGUAAAGGG
This is a messenger RNA of Mirounga angustirostris (Northern elephant seal), 8448 nucleotides long. RefSeq names its product ring finger protein 225 (gene RNF225). The record is from RefSeq and is a predicted model, not a curated record. Bases 1198 to 2490 code for a protein of 430 amino acids. Gene Ontology annotation, molecular function: ubiquitin protein ligase activity. The transcript has a single exon. Gene Ontology annotation, biological process: protein ubiquitination. NCBI's taxonomy places the organism in Eukaryota, Metazoa, Chordata, Mammalia, Carnivora, Phocidae.